AUGCCACCAAAGAAAUCCUUAAAUGCCAAGAAAUUCACAAGAGAAUACAAGUUAAAGGAAAUUCAAAGAAACUUAACGAGAAAAUCCAGAUUAAAGAAACAAUAUCUAAAAGCGUUGAAAGAAGAAGGUUAUGCUAUACCGCAGAAUACUGAAUCAGAUGAACACUUAGAUGGUAAAAAUACUGCCACAGCUAAGUUAACAGGUAGAGAUCGUAAAGUCAUAAAAAGGCAGAAUUCAGAAUUAAAAUAUGAAGAGAAAAAGAAGUUAAAACAGGAAAGAUUAUAUAAAAAAAGACAAGAUCGGGAAUUCAAAAGAGAAAAAGAAUUAAAUAGAAUAAAAGAAAUCAAGUCUAAGCACCAAACAAAGAUUGAUAGAAGAGAAAAAUUGGCCCAAAGGACAAAAACAGGACAACCUUUGAUGGGUCCCAGAAUAGAAGAUUUAUUAAAUAAAAUUAAAAACGACGAUACAUAUACUAAUUAG
Molecule: messenger RNA, 480 nt
Organism: Saccharomycodes ludwigii
Lineage: Eukaryota; Fungi; Ascomycota; Saccharomycetes; Saccharomycodales; Saccharomycodaceae
Gene: FYV7
Product: Fyv7p
Exons: 1
Coding region: 1-480 (159 amino acids)
Source: RefSeq, a predicted model, not a curated record